Rhagoletis pomonella (apple maggot) is the source of this 741-nucleotide messenger RNA. Its product is annotated as zinc metalloproteinase-disintegrin-like. Gene Ontology annotation, molecular function: metalloendopeptidase activity. The record is from RefSeq and is a predicted model, not a curated record. Lineage: Eukaryota; Metazoa; Arthropoda; Insecta; Diptera; Tephritidae. The transcript is spliced from 7 exons. The coding region runs from base 1 to 741 and encodes 246 amino acids. Gene Ontology annotation, biological process: membrane protein ectodomain proteolysis.
AUGGAGCUAGGCAGUCUUGGCAGUGAAUGGCGUUGGAACGAAACCAAUGAAAGUGUGUGUACACGUGUUGCAAAGCGCGAAAAUGUGCCACUUGACGCCGCAAUUUGGCACUUGCAACAUGCAACUUUGGCGGCCGUCGUUAGCAACACAAGGACACACUCGAACGAUGAGUGGCGGUGGCGGAGGUGGUGGCGGAAGGCUGAUUACACGCUGGAUGAUUCGUUUUGGAAUGAAGAAAGUCCUGUCGGUGAAGUGGAACGCCUUCUCAAGGAGUAUCGCCAAAACCAAGAACUAGUGCGCCGUAUCGGCGGUCAUUACUAUCAGAUCAUUUAUCCGGUGCAGCUGCGGCACCACGAAAAGAUGGGCAUAUCAACGCGUGAAGUGAGCCCACCUAAGAAACACUUCCAUCGCACCUCACUCUUAAUUAAGGCCUUUAAUCAUAAGUUUCGCUUAGACUUGGAAUUAAAUUCGCAACUUUUAUCACCAAAUAUACAACAAAAACAUUACCACGUGGGUGGUUAUCUGGUGGAUGGUAAUCGGCAUGACAUUGAGCAUUGCUACUAUCAUGGCACUGUGAAAGACUAUCCUGGUGCUAGCGCCGCCUUCCAUACAUGCAAUGGUGUCAGCGGCGUCAUACACAUCGGCAACGAAACGUUCGUUAUACAUCCCUUCUAUGGAGGCGAUCUUUCGAUAAAGUCUAGCCAAGCGCUGUGGAAAAUUCCCUUCAACUUCAUACUUUAA